Messenger RNA from Dioszegia hungarica, 972 nucleotides. RefSeq names its product carbohydrate esterase family 4 protein. NCBI's taxonomy places the organism in Eukaryota, Fungi, Basidiomycota, Tremellomycetes, Tremellales, Bulleribasidiaceae. Gene Ontology annotation, biological process: carbohydrate metabolic process. The coding region runs from base 1 to 972 and encodes 323 amino acids. Gene Ontology annotation, molecular function: hydrolase activity, acting on carbon-nitrogen (but not peptide) bonds. The record is from RefSeq and is a predicted model, not a curated record. The transcript is spliced from 7 exons.
AUGUCGAGCAACGACACAUACGGCCCCCGCGAUCUAAUAGGAUACGGCGCCAGCCCUCCCGAUCCCAAGUGGCCCGGAGGCGCCAAGAUCGCCAUCUCUUUUGUCCUCAACUACGAAGAAGGCUCCGAGAUCACACCGGUCAACGGUGACGAGCGAUCGGAGCACCUCGCGAGUGAGCUGGGACCGGGAGCCAAGCCGAUAGAGGGAGGGCGGAAUGUCAACAUCGAGUCGCUGUAUGAGUAUGGAUCUCGUUCUGGUGUAUGGCGCCUGCUUCGCCUGUUCAAAGAACACGAUAUGCACCUUACCAGUUUUGCUGUUGCUCAGGCUCUGGACAUGAACCCAGCGGUGGCCAAGGCGCUCGUUGAAGCAGGACAUGAGGUGACGAGCCACGGCUGGAGAUGGGUCGAUAGGAGCGGCUGGACCGAAGAUGAGGAAGAGGAAUACGUGCGGAAGGCUAUCAAAUCCAUCAAAGAUCAAACCGGCCAGCCUCCCAGAGGAUGGUACUACGGUAUGGUCGAAUCUAAAGCUGGCGCUCGAUCUCGCGCGAUCGUCGCCAAGGUGUUCAAGGAAGACAAGUUGGAGCUCAAGUACUGGUCGGACGACUACAGCGAUGACCUGCCAUACUGGAUCCGCUACCCCGGGACAGACGAGGCGGAGGAGAAGGGCCUAUGCGUCGUUCCAUACGCGCUCGACACCAACGACUAUAAAGACGGCUCCCACAAUUCCUUCCUCUCCCCCGACGCCUUUUUCUCGUACCUCAAGGGCGCGUUCGACGAGCUGUAUCGCGAGGGACAGGCGGGACAGGCCAAGAUGAUGUCAGUGGGGAUGCACUGCCGGCUUGUAGGAAGGCCUGGCAGGUUGGCGGGACUAAGGCGGUUCCUGGAGUAUGUGCGGGGACAUGAUGGGGUAUGGGUCGCGACGAGGGAGGAGAUUGCGGACCAUUGGAAGAAGACUUACCCUUAUAAAGGCUGA